Protopolystoma xenopodis is the source of this 288-nucleotide messenger RNA. NCBI's taxonomy places the organism in Eukaryota, Metazoa, Platyhelminthes, Monogenea, Polystomatidea, Polystomatidae. The record is from the annotation of a GenBank genome assembly.
UACGUACCCCAGGGCCGUAGUCCCGGUUGCCAACGAAGCAACAUUAUUUCCACCGUGGACCAAUUAUUCAACCAGGAUUUGAAGUCCUCGAAAAACGCACUAAGCCUUCAAGAGAUGACCGGCAUUUUAAUAAUCAUGUUUGUCGGCGCGGUCGUUUCUUUGGUGCUAGGCCUGCUGGAGUGCCUCCUUCGGAUCAGUUUCCAGUCUGAGUACUUUGUAAAUAGUGACCCCGACGCCGCAUAUGCAUUGACAGUGAGUAGCACUUUUGGCCGCUUGUGGGGUUGCUGA